Messenger RNA from Drosophila navojoa, 1312 nucleotides. Its product is annotated as histone acetyltransferase KAT2B. Lineage: Eukaryota; Metazoa; Arthropoda; Insecta; Diptera; Drosophilidae. The record is from RefSeq and is a predicted model, not a curated record. Gene Ontology annotation, cellular component: ATAC complex. Gene Ontology annotation, biological process: positive regulation of transcription by RNA polymerase II; chromatin remodeling. Gene Ontology annotation, molecular function: protein binding; histone H3 acetyltransferase activity.
UUAUAUUUCUCGAUUACUCAAAUUUGUUGGUUAUUAUUGGGCAACCUAGUUACGAAAAAAAAAAUGUGGAAUAGUAGUAGUAAGGCGACUACAAGCAAUGCUAAUAAUAAGGAAAAUGAUCUGCCGAUCGAUAUGGUUAAUCGUGCCAUGAAUGCUGUAAAGGAGUCGCAGGCUGCCAUCAAUCAUACAGUACUGAAUCCCUUAAGUGAACCCCAAGAUGAGAUCGUGAAAGACGAGGAGCGGUGUGGCAUCAUUGAACUCCAUUGCAUUGGCAACUCAUUGGCAAUGGAUAUUGAUAGGCAGACUAAGAUCUUUCUAGUUGCUCUCCAAUCGAUAUUCGGGCAACAGCUGCCUGAGAUGCCACCCACUUAUAUAAGCCGACUGCUGUACGAUCCCCAGCACAAGACGAUCGUGUUGUCUAAGAAGGGUCAGGCUAUUGGUGGUAUUUGUUUUCGUUCGUUUCCCACCCAAGGCUUCACAGAGAUUGUGUUCUGUGCGAUCUCCAUGCCGGAGCAGGUGAAGGGCUAUGGCAGCUAUAUGAUGAAUCACUUGAAGGACCACAUCAUGGACAACGGCGUUAUGCAUUUGCUGGCCUAUGCCGACUGCAAUGCGAUUGGCUAUUUCAAGAAGCAGGGCUUCUCGAGCAAUAUACGUCUGGCACGGUCUGUCUACGAGGGCUACAUCAAGGAGUACGAUAGUGCUACUCUAAUGCACUGCGAGCUCCAUUCGGGCAUUGUGCAUACCCACUUCGCAUCGACCAUACGAAUGCAAAAAGAAGUCCUUACGGAGUUGAUUGCACAGCGCCAGAAGGAGGUGGAGAGGGUGCGUACCGGCCUGACGUGCUUCAAGCAUGGUGUCGCCGCCAUACCGAUCGCUUCGAUACCGGGCCUCAAAGAGAUCGGCUGGCAGCCGAAUUUUUCGUCGACUCGGGUCGAAGAACGAUCAAAUGCUGUCCAUCUAAAGAGUAUAUUUGAGGCAGUGCUGCAGGCGAUGCGACGCCAAACCACUGCCUGGCCAUUCCUAUCGCCCGUCGAUCCCAAAGACGUGCCCGAGUAUUAUGUUCAUAUCAAAUAUCCGAUGGACCUGAAGACUAUUGGGGAGCGCCUCGAGCGUGGCUACUAUAAAACGCGUCGCCUCUUCAUGGCCGACAUGGCGCGUAUGUUUUCCAAUUGCCGCACCUUCAACGAGCCCAAUACCGAUUACUAUCGCUGUGCCAACACUCUUGAGCGAUUUUACCUGAACAAGAUGCGUCAAUUCGGACUCCUGGACAAGUGAAACACUUGGCCACGAUCCCUGUUGCUGCUGAUAAGAA